Molecule: messenger RNA, 3599 nt
Organism: Mytilus trossulus (common blue mussel)
Lineage: Eukaryota; Metazoa; Mollusca; Bivalvia; Mytilida; Mytilidae
Product: X-ray radiation resistance-associated protein 1-like
Exons: 14
Coding region: 23-2743 (906 amino acids)
Cellular component (GO): nucleus
Molecular function (GO): protein binding
Source: RefSeq, a predicted model, not a curated record
GUUUCCGUAGAGACGUUUCAAAAUGGCGUCGGCCCCUUGGGUUAAAUAUGAUGAUGGGACUUCAGAUGGGUUUUCAGCCAAUUGUUUUCCUGUUCGAAGUCUUGUCAGGCACCCAGAUGAUGUCAGUGGUGCAUGGCUGUUUGAACAAAAAGCAGAGCAAAGAAGAAGAUUCAAGGCAGUGCUAUGUACAAAGCCAAAAACAUAUGCACAGAUAAAAGAAGAACGAAAAAGAUCAGACCGAGAGGGCACAUCCUUUAAUCCUGCUGAAAUUCCAAACUUGGAUGAGGAUGAAGAAGAACAGCAGGAGGCACCAGCAUUGGAUGGUUUCUUCUUGAUGAGACAUUGCUGUGUGGAAGACCCUUCAGAUUUAUGUUCUGUCAACAUAGCUGGAAAAGAAUUGUCAGAAUUUAAAGAGGAAGAUUUUGCACUUUUUGAUAAUGUUGCAUAUGUGAAUGCUUCUGAAAAUUAUCUCCCUUUUGAGGCUUUUAGAGGUUUUCCAAUAAUCAGAGAACUUGAGAUUCCACUGAAUGGCCUCCGGAGUAUAAGAUUAAAUCCAGGGGAUUAUCCUACCUUAGAGAUAGUAGAUAUCUCUUAUAACAACCUUUCCCAUGAAGAUAUACUGUCACUGGGUACAUUACCUAACCUUAAAGUCUUACAUCUGACGGGUAAUAACUUCCGAUCCUUGCCACCAGAUAUGGCACUACCUUUCCAGGACACUACAAGUAAAAGAAAGAUUCCACGUUUCCGUAACUUAGAGAUACUGAUGCUGGAUGAUAACAAACUGUGUUAUGUUGCUUUAUUUGCUGCCUUGGCUGGUCUUAGAAGACUUAGACAUCUUAAUCUAGAGAAAAAUGAAAUAUUUUAUGUUCCCCAACUGAAAUCAGUGGAGGGAAGUAUGGUUGUGAGUGAAGACGAUUCAGGUGAAAAACGGAAAAAAUCUGGCAAGAGAACAUCAAGAACACCGAGAUCUAGUCGACACAAUCGUAGAAAGUCUGACCAUACAUCAGAAACUUUACCUACUGUUCUAUCAGAACCUGGCGUUCCUGUGAAUACAGAGGCUUCAAUUCCUGUUCCCGCUAAUUCAGAGGUCGUCUCAAAUUCCAAUGAAAAAUCAGAUACAGAGGGCAAGGUUGACAAUGAUCAGAAAGAAGAUAAAAAAGAGCCAGCAAUAGAUGUAAAUGAAGAGUUUGAAGACUUCUCUAAAUCCUUGGCAGACUUGGAUAUAGAUACAGACUUGCCAACAGAACUUGAGCCUGAAUUUUUAGCUGAUGGAUCCAAAAACCCUAUUGUUGACAAAUUUGGACAGGAUCCUAAAGGACCACCAUUACCUCCCUUUCCAGAACUUAGAUAUCUUAAUUUGUCUUAUAAUUUGAUUGCAGAAGAAGAGGCAUUAUUAUCUAUAGCAGCUUGGCCCAUGUUGUCAGAACUUCUUAUAGCAAAUAAUCCUCUGACAACAGAGAAAAGUGGUGACCCUCCAUUACUCAAACGAUUCUUACAAGAUAGACUGGGAAUACAACUUGUCAGGAAAAAGGAAACUGAAACAGGAAAGCCAACUAUUGAAGUCCCUGCCAGAAAGUCAAGAAAAGUUUCAAGUAGAGUUCCAAAGAUUCCUAAAGUAUCAGUAGAAGAGAGGCUCAUGCUUGAAGCUCCACCUAGACCUCCAUCUGUUCCUAAACCAUCACAUAUGAAAGCCCUUCCACCAAUACCGCCUGCUAAUAAUAAAAACGGUCACCAUUCAGGAGAAAAUAAUAUACCAUCUAGUCCUGUCUAUCAGCGUGCAUUUCCAGAACAAUCUGAUGCACUUUCUAGUUCACCUGUGUAUAAAAGACAAUUUUCUGAGGAAUCUGGAGGUGUUCCUGAUUCUGCUGCAUAUAGACGAGCUCACUCACAAACACCUGAAUCAAUACCAGGAGAAAGUGAUUACAAGAGAAGAGUAUCUGAAGAAUCGGGAGGAAUUCCUGAAUCUUCUAAUUACAGGAGAGCUCAUUCUGUAACCCCUCAAAAUAUUCCUGGAGAAUCUGAUUAUAAAAGACAAUUUUCACCUCAAGAGCAAUCUUCUUCUGAUAAUAAACGACCAUACUCAGCAGGAGCAAUGCCACAACAGAAGGAACCUGAUGAUAAACCAGAAUCAAAGUCAGCAUGGUCAGAAGCACAACCUGAUCAAGCUUUCUUUAUGACUCAGGUUGAUGACACAGAGGAAGCAAAGACUGCAAAAUCCAAACCAAAAAAAGAAAAAGUCAAACAAGGCAAAUCCAAACCAAAACUAGAUGAUAAAUAUAAAGGCUAUGAAAUUCUUCUUGAUUUUGAAGAGGAUCCUCAUUUUAUGGAUCCAAAAGAUAUGCAAGGCAAUGUUAAAGCUUUAAAGUUUGCACUUGGACAUGAACUUGUAUAUAGGGAUGCAGCAGCUAGAUUGGAUCGCAUAGAGAAAUCAGUAGAACCAUAUAAAAAGUGGGAGAUGCCACCCAAGGUACCAAGGAAGACUAGGGGAGAGAGAGUGGAUUCUGUGCUUACAAAGCUUAAACAUCGUGAAACUGUUGAUGAAGCCAACCUCAGCAAUGUAUUAAAGGAUACUCGUUCUAAGAAAAAACAGUUCCCAGAGGCACAGACUCUUCUGGCUGAGAUUCAGAAGAGAUACAACACAGUGAGGGUUAAUUCAAUGAAGGAAGCCAGAGAAGUCAAAAAGAUCAUGACAGGAACAGCCCAUGAUUUAUCUAAGAAAGCAGAGAUAUUAAAAGCAACAUAAACCAUUUAAAUUUGAUAUUGUUUAACACUUGUAAGUGAGAAAGGACGUCAGGAUCAUUGUACAAAUAGAUGAAAAUGUUUGCUUUUCAAGAUAUAUGAUUAUAGUUUGCAACAGAUUGCCUUGAAAAGAAAUAUUUUUUGAAAUUUUAAACCUUCUCCUUUGUUUAACUUCCCUGUUACUAGUUGUUAAAUUCAGCAAUAUUUGAUUCCCCCUUGAUUAAGAAACAUAUGGUAAUGUCUGUGUUUUAAAAUUUUCUAGAUACUGAUUGGCUGCAUUACUUUUAUUUUGGUCUAGAAAUAAAAAAAAAUCAAGGAUUAUCUGUUAAAAAGAAAUCAUGUCAUUGUAUGAUAAGGCUUUCCUGUGGCCUUUUUUAAAAUAAAAAAAAUAUGAGACCACUAGAGUCAAACAGUUGAUAUUUAAAAAAGGUUAGUCAACUGAAAUGUUGUGACUGCCUCUAUAGUUUAAUAAACACUUACAGUUCAGUUCAGUACAGUAUGUUAAAGAUCUAAGAAAAUUCAUUUAAACUAGCAAAAAGACGUUUUUGGAGCACUAUUAAACAUGCUUUGUAUAAAAAGGAAAAUGCAUAAGUAGUAAGAGAUAUGUCAAAAAUUAUUUGCUUUACUCAAAUUUAAUCCUUUUUCACCUAAAAGUAUUUCUAAUGUUUAGUCUGUUAAUGCCAGAUUUUUUAUGUAAGAUAAAAGUUGUGUCAUUUUGUAUUGUUGUGCAUGUGCAAUUUUGUAAAAACCAGGCUGUGAUAAGAUGAUACAAUUUAAUAUGUAUUCUGUAUGUAUGUAAAGUUAUUCAAGCUGCACAGAUGUGAGUGCUUUUUGUUAUUUAAUAAAUGUUUAUAAGCCUA